Messenger RNA from Penicillium cosmopolitanum, 1710 nucleotides. RefSeq names its product putative tannase. The transcript has 2 exons. Lineage: Eukaryota; Fungi; Ascomycota; Eurotiomycetes; Eurotiales; Aspergillaceae. The record is from RefSeq and is a predicted model, not a curated record. Bases 1 to 1710 code for a protein of 569 amino acids.
AUGAGACCGAAUUCUUGGAGCCCUCGGGCAUUGAGCCUGGCAACACUCGCCUGCAGUAUUACUACUGUAGUAGCAACCACUUUGAAAGACGUCUGCACUGUUGAAUACGUUCAAUCCAAGCUCCCCGCGUCCGAUUUUAUCCAAGGCAUUACACUUGACCCAUCCUCUGUUACGACCAACGUUGUUUACAAUGCGUCCAAUCCCACGAAUGGGGCCUUUUUCCCGGCAGCCAGCUUUUCAUACUGCAAUAUGACGCUAGCAUAUUCUCACAAUGGCCGCGGAGAUCAAGUUCUCGUUCAGUAUUGGUUGCCAGACCCUGCCAAAUUCGAGAAUCGAUAUUUGUCGACCGGGGGUGGGGGUUAUGCAAUCUAUUCAGGCGAUCGAUCCCUCCCAGGAGGUAUUAUGUAUGGUGCAGUUGCAGGAGCCACUGAUGGUGGAUUUGGAAGCUUCAAUACACAGGCAGAUGCCGCUAUGCUUCUCAGCAAUGGCACUCUCGACUACGAAACAUUGUACAUGUUUGGGUAUAAAGCCCAUUGGGAGCUCAGCAAGAUCGGCAAACAGCUUACUCGCAAUGUCUUCAACAUGAAAGAUUCUACAAAACUGUACUCCUAUUAUCAAGGCUGUUCUGAGGGAGGCCGAGAGGGUUGGAGUCAGGUUCAGCGAUAUGGAGACGAAUGGGAUGGAGCAGCUAUUGGAGCGCCUGCUUUCCGUUGGUCUUUCCAGCAGACACAGCAUCUCUAUUCUAACAUUGUCACGAAGACACUUGGCUAUUAUCCUCCUCCUUGCGAGAUGGAGAAGAUUGUCAACGAAACCAUUUCUGCUUGUGAUUCUCUUGAUGGGUUGGUGGACGGCGUCGUCUCUCGAUCUGACCUUUGCGAAUUACAUUUCGAUCUCUCUACUAUAGUUGGCAAGUCUUAUUACUGUGCAGCUUCGUCUGGCAGUUCUGGCUACGGGAAACGCAAGAGGCAAAUGGCCACGGCCGCAACACCACUUCAAAAAGGUACCGUCUCGAAAGAAGCCGUCGAAGUUGCCAAGGAGGUCAUUCGUGGCCUUCGUGAUUCGGAGGGUCGCCAAGUGUAUCUGUCCUAUCAAACUGCCGCUGAUUUUGAUGACGUUACGACUCAAUAUAACUCGGAGACUGGAAAGUGGGAGCUCGAGGUUGAUCAGCUUGGCGCUGAGCACAUCGCCUUGCUCGUGGACAAGAAUGGCACCAAGCUGUCUAAUCUUGACGGCGUGACCUAUGACACUCUCAAAGAUUGGAUGAUCAGUGGAAUGCAAGAAUAUGGUUCAACACUGCAGACUAACUGGCCCGAUCUCACGCCAUUCCAGAAAGCCGGUGGGAAAGUCAUCCAUUUCCAUGGAGAGGCGGACAAUUCUAUUCCCACUGCUUCGAGUGUGAGAUACUGGGAAUCGGUCCGCAGCAUCAUGUACCCCGACAAGUCUUAUACGCAGGGCGCCGCUGCCCUGCGAGACUGGUAUCAGUUAUACCUCGUCCCCGGUGCCGCUCACUGUGCCACCAACCCGCUCAUGCCCAAUGUGACCCUCAAUGCUACUGUCCUACAGGGCGAGCAUGUGGGUGAGAAUCGCCAGAUCUGUGGAUGGCCACUUCGCCCGAAGUGGAAGAAGGGUAAGAUGGAGUGUGAGUACGACCAAGCCUCCAUUAAUAGCUGGCAUUAUGACUUGAACGCUGUCCCACUGCCGGUGUACUAG